AUGCGCUCGCUGGAUGUGCCUGCUUUAGCUCGAAACACCACCGGCGUGCUCAGCUACAAUGAUCCCGUGCACGCUCAAUACGCACAGUUGAGGAACUCUGCGAAGAACUGCGCGCAUAGAUUCCCCUCGGCAGGCGGCCUUAGCUCGACAACGGCCUGUGCAAAUGCCUUUCCCUCAUACCUUCUCACGCACUCACACCCAGCACAAGGCCCGACGCCGCACACAGAUGAACUACGCACAGCAGUCGCUCAACUCAACCAGAUCCACUACUCACAGAGCAACAUCGGCGACCGCUUCACCAAUGGCCGCCUCCUCGAAAACGACAUCCGCGAGUUCCGGCAGAUCGGGAACUUUGCACAACGCCGCGCCGCGAUCCUCGCGCGAUACCCGCCCCGAUCCGUGUGGGAGGACCAAUGGGUCAUGCUGGAUCACCGGCGGCUGUACGUGAUGAACCGCAUGCUCCCGCCAGAGACCGAGAUCCCAUGCGUCGUCCCCGAACCGCGGGGCGACGACGUUCUGACGGACGAUGUAGGGCAGGAGCUGUGUCGAAAGGCCACGACGCCGAACGGUGGAGUGUAUAUAUACCGGCGCGGCCACCAUGAUGAAGCGGAGUAUCACAUAUUCAUCAAGAGUCUCCGACUCGGCGAAUCUCAACGACAGGUGGAGUGUGUGGAUACCAAGUCGAUAGCACAUCGUGUCGAGACAGAGUUACUGGAGUGGCGGAAGGAGUGGAGGGCACAGGUCGAAAAGCUACGGAGAUAG
Postia placenta MAD-698-R-SB12 is the source of this 762-nucleotide messenger RNA. RefSeq lists its product as hypothetical. The transcript is spliced from 6 exons. Bases 1 to 762 code for a protein of 253 amino acids. The record is from RefSeq and is a predicted model, not a curated record. Lineage: Eukaryota; Fungi; Basidiomycota; Agaricomycetes; Polyporales; Adustoporiaceae.